Molecule: messenger RNA, 2338 nt
Organism: Lineus longissimus
Lineage: Eukaryota; Metazoa; Nemertea; Pilidiophora; Heteronemertea; Lineidae
Product: laminin subunit alpha-1-like
Exons: 14
Coding region: 281-2218 (645 amino acids)
Source: RefSeq, a predicted model, not a curated record
UGCUGUUUGAUGUUGAUCUCAUGAGAUUUACCCUUCUUUUCAUUUGCAGAAAGACUUCUUUUCGAUCGAGAUUGUUGACGGGCGUGUUGUGUUCCAGUACCAGUUGAGCGGUACCACGCGUGCAAGGAUAGAAAGCAGGAGGAGGUACAAUGAUGACAAAUGGGUGCAGAUCAACGCUGCCAGGAAUGGACUACAAGGUCGUCUCCAAGUUGGCGAGGAGAUCAUAUCCGGAGUUGCCGGUCCCGGCACAGAUGUUGGCCUGGAGCUUCUCAACAGUACAAUGUACUUUGGCGGUGUCCCGGAUUCAUUGAACAAGAUCUUGGAGGAACUGAACGUGACCAACACAAAAUAUCUUGGCUGUAUGCGAGAGGUUCAGGUAUCCUCUCGCAGUCUCAUCUCGCAGAACAUUCUCACAGGGAACUACUAUGGUAUUAAUCCAGGAUGUGUUGUCAGUGCGAGAAUAAGCGGUUUCUAUUCCGUCGGCUACCUGGAGCUCCCCCCUCAGGAGAUGAGUCGCGACAGUGACUUGUCAUUCUCUUUCGUCACCAUGGAGAAGGAAGGUCUCAUAUUCUUGUCUCGGGGAGAAGAGGAGGGUGAUGAGCACCACGUUUCGAUUUCGGUCAUCGAUGGCCAUGUUGAUGCGCGGUUCAAUGCCGGUCGAGGUGGCGUGAGCAUCCGUUCGAGCAAAAGAUACAACGAUGAUCUAGUUCAUAGCGUCACUAUCAUCAAGACGCGGAGGCUACUUGACUUGGUCAUUGAUGAUGAAAAGGUUGGCAGUGCCCGCCUGCCUCGUGGACCGACAAAGAUUGCUCUCGGAGACGACACUAAAGAUGGUAUUUUUAUUGGUGGUACCCCUAAAGGAACGGAGGGGCACAAUGCAUCCGCUGCAACGGACAAGGGAUUUUUUGGAUGUGUAUUUAACCUAGUCAUUAAUGGAAAGUUAAUCUACAUGGACAACAAUAAGGGAUUUAAGAAUGCGGACAUUGGCCGCUGUGCUGUAAACCAUAAGGAGGCGAAUCUGACCGCAAAUAUUGUCGCAAGUCCCACCGGACUACCAGAUUCAUCUUUUACAAUUGACCCAGAUCCAACUCAGCCUUUGCCAACGGAGCCUCCAAGUAAAUGUGCCAAGGCCGUUGAAUACAAAGAUGUACCCCGAGGAUUCAGCUUCGGGGGCACUGCUGACAGUCAUGGGGAGAUUAUGCUGGAGCCAUCCAUACUUGCUGGAGAUUUCGAUAUAACGCUCGACUUCCGAACAUUCCAACCCUAUGGUCUGAUGUUUUACUUCAUGAGCAUCGACCAAUCGGAAUACCUCGCCAUGCAGAUGAACAACGGCAAGAUAACGCUCUCGUACACUCCCAAUCCCGGAUUUCACGACUCCGUCAGCACGAAUAUUUGGUAUGACGAUGGCAACUGGCAUGUUCUCCAAUUUACGAAGGCUGGUAAAAAAUUGGCGAUGGCCCUUGACGGAGGCAAUGAAUUUUCAGCAAAUUUCCAGGGAGGAAUGAAUCUUGAGCCCAAAAUGUAUCUUGGAGGCCUACCAGAAUCUGUGGUCACUGGGGAUGUAAUUAUUCGCACCAGUUUCCCUGGUUGUCUUAGGAAUAUCAGGCUCCUAGGUAUUCCACUCAGUCUUGACAGCCCCGGUGCCGUUAAGAAGGACGUGGGCACAUGUUACUUACAAGUUGAACAGGGCAGUUACUUUAGCUCUGGCGCAUACGGUAUCGUAGAAAAGAAUUAUUUCGUUGGCCAAGAGUACAAUGUCCGGUUGGAUUUCCGAACAAAUCGUCUCAAUGGUGUACUGCUGAGCAUCAGUAAUCCGGAGGGAUUCCCCGCCCUGGCUAUAGAGGUUAUUGAUGGAAGGGUGAAAUACACUGCCAAAAACAAGAACGGUCACUUCCACGCUAUAUCAAAUGAGCUUCAGAACCUGUGUGACAACAAAUGGCACAAUAUUAUAGCAGAGCUGAUCAAGAAUGUCGUGACAAUCCAGGUUGAUCACACUCAGACGGAGAUUGGUAUAGACAGUGGAUCAACCAGACAACUGGAAACUCGCAGUUCCAUGUACUUAGGAGGAUUUCCAAGUACUGCACUACCACAGGGUGCCACGCAUUCCAAUGAUACAUUCGUCGGCUGCAUGAAGAACCUCUUCAUAAACGGACGACGAGUCGAUAUGUACAAGCUACCAGAGAGCAAUGGGAUCAACAGGGCAAGCUGUCCUGUCUAACUCAACUGAGAUAUUUUUUAAAAGUCUAUAAAAAGUUAUCUCAUGAAAGAAAGAACAAAACCUCAAGCCUUGAAACCCAUGACUUUGCUCCCCUGUUCUGACGAUUCAAUUAAGAAACAU